This is a messenger RNA of Brachypodium distachyon (stiff brome), 1267 nucleotides long. Its product is annotated as annexin D4. Bases 157 to 1107 code for a protein of 316 amino acids. Gene Ontology annotation, cellular component: cytoplasm. The transcript is spliced from 3 exons. NCBI's taxonomy places the organism in Eukaryota, Viridiplantae, Streptophyta, Magnoliopsida, Poales, Poaceae. Gene Ontology annotation, molecular function: calcium-dependent phospholipid binding; calcium ion binding. The record is from RefSeq and is a predicted model, not a curated record.
UACCAGCACUGCCCAUAAUUGCCUUCCGGUAUAAAGAUCGUCCACGAGGAGGAGCCAGAGCACAAGGCGAUCUUCUCACAGGAGCUAGCUAGCCCACAUCGUCUCUCCAUCUUUCUUGGUUAAUUUUCUUGUGUGACAGCAGACUCGAUCAGGGAAAUGGCUGACGAAGUUCAGGCGCUGACCAAGGCCUUCUCAGGUCUGGGAGGGCUGGGGGUGGACGAAACGACGAUGGUGUCAACGCUGGCUCAGUGGCGCAAGCAGCCGGAGAAGCGUUCGGGGUUCCGGAAGAGCUUCCGGGGGCUUUUCAAGGAGCACGGCGUGAUAGAGCGUUGCGAGGACGAGUACAUGCUGCACCUGGCGGCCGAGUUCUCCCGGUUCAAGAACCUGAUGGUGCUGUGGGCGAUGCACCCGUGGGAGCGCGACGCCCGGCUGGCGCACCACGUCCUGCACCAGGCCCACCCGCCCGCCAUCGCCGUGGAGAUCGCCUGCACCCGCUCCGCCGAGGACCUCCUCGGCGCCCGCAAGGCCUACCAGGCCCUCUUCCACCACUCCCUCGAGGAGGACGUCGCGUUCCACGCCAAGGACAAGCCUUACUGCAGCCUGCUGGUGGGGCUGGUGAGCGCGUACAGGUACGAAGGGCCGAAGGUGAACGAGGACACGGCCAAGGCGGAGGCCAAGGCGCUGGGCGCGGCCCUGAAGAAGAAGGAGGCCGCGGCCGUGGAGAACGGCGAGGUGGUGAGGAUCCUGACCACGAGGAGCAAGCCGCACCUGGUGGAGACCUUCAAGCACUACAAGGAGCUGCACGGCAAGCACAUCCACGAGGACCUCGGGAGCGAAGAGACUCUUAUUAGGGAGGCCGUGCAGUGCCUGGCGGCGCCGGAGAUGUACUUCAGCCAGGUGAUGGAGGCGGCGCUGCGGGAGGGCGCGGACCACCACGGGAAGGAGGCCCUGGCGCGGGUGGCCGUGACGCGCUCCGACGUCGACAUGGACGGCAUCAGGGCGGCUUACCAGGAGCAGUUCGGGGCCAGGCUUGAGGACGCCGUCGCGGCGUGCGCGCACGGACACUUCAAGGACGCGCUCCUCUCGCUCAUCGCCGGCGGCAAGUGAAAUCGGAUCAGAUCAACCGUUCCGGUGUUUCUUAGUUAUUGUUGUCCUCCGUGUGUGCACGCGCUGGUUAAUUUAAUUUGGCAUCGGUCGAUCGGGCGUUGUACUGUCGUUUUCAGCUGAGGUUGGGAUCAAUAAAAUGAUGAGAGACUUUUGGAUCUUC